GGGAUGCGCUGAGCGCAGACUCAGGAGAGCCUCUCUGUCAAGAUGAUCAGCUUCGCUCAGAUCCUCUCCGAGGUUGGAGAGUUUGGGACUUUUCAGAAGCGCCUGCUGGUGGCCAUAUGCAUCCCCAACUUCUUCACUGCUUUCCACAUGUUCAGCCAGGUCUUCACCGGCCUGACCUUCAGACACCACUGCAACACAGACUGGAUUCGCAAACAAGGGCCAAACCUGACCCUCCAGCAGCAGCUCAACCUGACCAUCCCCAAACAGCAGGAUGGCCAGUAUGACAGCUGCAGCAUGUUCACUCCUGUCGACCUCGGACUGGAAGACAUUGAAGCUUUUGGACUAAAUGAAACCACAAAGUGCACACAUGGCUCUGUUUAUGAAGCUCCUGAAGGCAGUAGCACUUUGAUAACAGAGUUUAACCUCAUUUGUGACAGUAAGAGUCUGAAUGAGGCCUCUCAGUCCAUCUACAUGGCUGGACUUCUCAUUGGAGCGCUGGUGUUUGGGCCAAUGGCAGACAGGUACGGCCGACGUUUUGUUACUCUACUCUCGCUGGCCCUGCAGUUCCUGUUUGGUGUGGGCACCGCCUUCUCCCCAAAUUUCUACGUCUACAUCGCCCUCCGUUUUGUGGUCGGCACAUCCAUAUCUGGCAUCGCCAUCAACACUUAUGUUUUAGGCACUGAAUGGUGUGGGACAUCCAAGCGGGCGCUCUUCACCAUCCUCUCACAUUGCUGCUACGCAAUGGGGCUGAUGGUGCUCUCUGGUGUGGCCUAUGGCAUCCGCAACUGGAGGACCCUACAGAUAGUUCUAUCUGCUCCGGUCCUGAUCAUGGCUGUGUACUUCUGGAUCCUACCAGAGUCAGCCCGAUGGCUCCUAACUCAGGGCAGACAGGAAGAGGCCAGAAGAAUUAUCCUGAAGGCAGCCCAGGUCAACGGCCGGAAAGUUCCAGACUCUUUACUGGACAAGCUGGAGGCCGAGAGCAAAGCCCGAACGGGCAGCAUGCUGGACCUGUUCAGGGUGGGAAACCUGAGGAAGAGGGCGCUCAUCAUGAGCUAUAUAUGGUUUGUGACCAGCCUGGUUUACUAUGGAGUCAGUCUGAAUGUGGGGAACUUUGGCCUGGAUAUCUACCUCACUCAGCUCAUCUUUGGCAUUGCAGAGCUCCCUGCCCGCCUCGGCUGCUAUCCGCUAAUUGAGCGCUUUGGCAGGAAGAAAAGUCAGAGCGCAGCACUGCUCCUCGGGGGAACGGCCUGCCUUGUGAUUCUCGCCGUCCCAUCAGAAUACCCUGUGGUGGUGACUGUAAUAGCGGUGAUAGGAAAGUUCUCACUUGCUGCUUCAUUUUCCAUAGCAUAUGUGUACACCGCUGAACUUUAUCCCACUGUUGUGAGACAGAAUGGGGUUGGGCUGAACUCCAUGUGUGCACGUGUGGCUGGUAUUCUGGCUCCUCUUAUCGGUCUGCUGGACGUCUAUCACUACGCCAUUCCCAUGAUCAUCUACGGCUCUCUGCCAUUUUUGGGCGGGGGGCUUUGUUUCAUGCUGCCAGAGACUCUGAACACCGAGCUUCUGGAUCAUACUGACGCUCUGAUGGAUCACAACAAGACAUCAAAGAAAGGAAGUGUUGAAAAUGGACUCCAUCAGCAAACAUCAACUGAAGAAACAGCGAAGAGCACAAAAUUAUGAGACACUGCGACGUUUCCAUGAUGCAUUUAUUUCUUAAAGCUGUAGACGCUGUGCCUUAUUGUGUAUUAUAUUACUGAACAGUAGAAAAGGACCAAAUGUACUAAGACAUCCAAAGUGGUGUGGAGGAUGAGGAUGAUGAAUUCAUUGUUGGGGUAACAGUUAAUAUAUUUAAAGUAAUAGUUUUAAUAAUAGUUCAUAUUUUUAAAAUACUUGUUUAUAGCUUUUAUGGAACACAGUCAGUUUCAGCAGAGCUGAGCAGGCUGCAGACACAGUGGUCACAGUAGCUUUAAUUCAUACUGUUAAUUCGUUUUCUUUAAAUGCAGGUUUUGUAAGUUUGAUGUUAGCGUAAUGAUGUCUGCUUGACUACAAUAGAUUUGUAUCUAAAGCAAAAAAACAACAUCCUGGAAGUUCUGACUGGAGAGGAAAUGAAUAUAUUUUGUACGUCUUUAUGGAAUAAACUCUAAAAGCAAA
This is a messenger RNA of Pygocentrus nattereri (red-bellied piranha), 2148 nucleotides long. It is a transcript of the gene slc22a13b, whose product is annotated as solute carrier family 22 member 13b. Gene Ontology annotation, biological process: transmembrane transport. Gene Ontology annotation, molecular function: transmembrane transporter activity. The record is from RefSeq and is a predicted model, not a curated record. Gene Ontology annotation, cellular component: membrane. NCBI's taxonomy places the organism in Eukaryota, Metazoa, Chordata, Actinopteri, Characiformes, Serrasalmidae. Bases 43 to 1677 code for a protein of 544 amino acids. The transcript is spliced from 10 exons.